CUUAUAGUUCAGCAUUCAUUUCUCACCUUUUCAAAACAAAAAAGUUUCAAUUCUCAAGGUUAGAUUACUAUAGGGAACAGUUUCAAUUUGAAUAUGAAUAACAGAUUUUCACUAGUAGCUUGCAUGCUACUUUUAAGCUUCCUUGUGGUCUGUCAAGGAGGAAGCCUUAAGAAGAGGUUUUACCAGAAUUCCUGCCCUCAAGCCGACGACAUUAUUAAGACCAAAACAUUGCAGCAUGUCUCUGCUGAUCCCAUCUUACCCGCUAAGUUGCUUAGAUUGCAUUUUCAUGACUGCUUUGUCAGGGGAUGUGAUGGCUCAGUUUUGUUGAACUCUACUGCCAAUAACACUGCAGAGAAGGAUUCAAUUCCUAAUUUAACAGUGCUUGGCUUUGAUGUCAUUGAUGAUAUAAAAAGCGCGGUCGAGGAAAAAUGUCCCAAAACUGUGUCUUGUGCCGACAUAUUAGCAUUGGCCGCUAGAGACGCUGUUUCAGCACAAUUUAAGAAACCUUUGUGGGAGGUGCUCACCGGUAGAAGAGACGGCACAGUGUCGAAAAGUAGUGAAGCCUUGACCGAUAUCCCAGCACCUUUCUUCAACUUCACCCAACUUAAGCAAAACUUUGCGCGUAAAGGUCUUACCGUGCAUGAUCUGGUUGUAUUAUCAGGAGCACACACAAUUGGAAUAGCUCACUGCAACUCCUUCAGUACCAGGCUUUAUAACUUCACCGGAAAAGGCGACCAAGACCCUUCUUUGGAUUCCACAUAUGCUGCAUUCUUGAAGACUAAAUGUAAGAGUCUGAGUGACACCACUACAACGGUGGCGAUGGAUCCUGGAAGCUCUGGCAAUUUCGACGGUCGCUAUCAUCCUAACCUUCUUCAGAAAAAGGGUCUAUUUCAAUCAGAUGCUGCACUUCUAACACAAGAUCAGUCAAAAGGUAUUGCUGAAGAAUUGGUUAAUCAAAACAAGUUCUUCACAGAGUUUGCACAGUCAAUGGAGAGGAUGGGAGCCAUUGAGGUCCUCGCAGGCUCGGCUGGGGAAAUUCGGAUCAAGUGUUCCGUUCGGAAGGGUAAAGUGCGCGAGAAGAUGCAAUGUCCUAAGUUCAGCAUUCAUUUCAGAUUUUCACUAGUAGCUUGCAUGCUACUUUUAAGCUUCCUUGUGGUCUGUCAAGGAGGAAGCCUUAGGAAGAGGUUUUACAAGCAUUCCUGUCCUCAAGCCGACGACAUUAUUAAGACCAAAAUAUUGCAGCAUGUCUCUGCUGAUCCCAAAUUACCUGCUAAAUUGCUUCUAUUGCAUUUUCACGACUGCUUUGUCAGGGGAUGUGAUGGCUCAGUUUUGUUGAACUCUACUGCCAAUAACACUGCAGAGAAGGAUUCAAUUCCUAAUUUAACAGCGAGUGGCUUUGAUAUCAUUGAUGAUAUAAAAAGCGCGGUCGAGGAAAAAUGUCCCAAAACUGUGUCUUGUGCUGACAUAUUAGCAUUGGCCGCUAGAGACGCGGUAUCAGCACAAUUUAAGAAACCUUUGUGGGAAGUGCUCACUGGUAGAAGAGAUGGCACAGUGUCGAAAAGUAGCGAAGCCUUGACCAAUAUCCCGUCGCCUUUCUUCAACUUCACCCAGCUCAAACAAAACUUUGCGCGUAAAGGUCUUACCGUGCAUGAUCUGGUUGUAUUAUCAGGAGCACACACAAUUGGAAUAGCUCACUGCAACGCCUUCAGUAACAGGCUUUAUAACUUCACCGGAAAAGGCGAUCAAGACCCGUCUUUGGACUCCACAUAUGCUGCAUUCUUGAAGACUAAAUGUAAGAGUCUGAGUGACACCACUACUACGGUGGAGAGGGGUCUUGGCGGUUCUGGAAAUUUCAACAAUCACUAUUAUCCUAACCUUCUUCAGAAAAAAGGUCUUUUUCAAUCAGAUGCUGCACUUCUAACAGAAGAUCAGUCAAGAGGUAUUGCUGAAGAAUUGGUUAAUCAAAACAAGUUUUUCACAGAGUUUGCACGGUCAAUGGAGAGGAUGGGAGCCAUUGAGGUCCUCGCAGGCUCCGCUGGGGAAAUUCGGAUCAAGUGUUCCGUUGUCAACUCAUAAAUAAGUAUAGAAGUUGUUUCUAGUACAAAUAGUCAUGAAGUUGUGUGACUUGUGUCUAGUACAGAGUGAGAUAGAUCAUACAUGCAUGGUUUCAAAUUACUGCAUAUUGCAUAUUAUAACUGUAUAUUGCAUAUUAACUUUCAAUUAUGAAAAAUAAAUUUGAAAGCCUCUGGUUCAGGUAGAUCCAAGUCAAAGAUUAUAAUGGUCAGGGAUCUCAGAAAGUA
Trifolium pratense (red clover) is the source of this 2300-nucleotide messenger RNA. RefSeq lists its product as uncharacterized. Gene Ontology annotation, molecular function: heme binding; peroxidase activity. NCBI's taxonomy places the organism in Eukaryota, Viridiplantae, Streptophyta, Magnoliopsida, Fabales, Fabaceae. Gene Ontology annotation, cellular component: plant-type cell wall; plasmodesma. The record is from RefSeq and is a predicted model, not a curated record. The transcript has 8 exons. Gene Ontology annotation, biological process: hydrogen peroxide catabolic process; response to oxidative stress. The coding region runs from base 94 to 2076 and encodes 660 amino acids.